This is a messenger RNA of Ornithorhynchus anatinus (platypus), 1451 nucleotides long. RefSeq names its product G protein pathway suppressor 2 (gene GPS2). The record is from RefSeq and is a predicted model, not a curated record. Gene Ontology annotation, molecular function: transcription coregulator activity. The coding region runs from base 424 to 1386 and encodes 320 amino acids. The transcript is spliced from 10 exons. Gene Ontology annotation, cellular component: transcription regulator complex. Gene Ontology annotation, biological process: regulation of transcription by RNA polymerase II. NCBI's taxonomy places the organism in Eukaryota, Metazoa, Chordata, Mammalia, Monotremata, Ornithorhynchidae.
CGGACGCGAGGCGCUCCGCCGAGGAGGCGGGGGCGGGGAGACGGCUCGUGCGGUGCCGCUCCGUCGGGGUCGCGUCCUCCCCCCCCGCCCCCCUCCCGGCCGGGCCCGCGCCUGCGCAGACCGGCCCCGCGGCCGUUGCGGCGCGGUCGUCCGGCGUGGGGGGGGAAGGGCCGUGCGCGCGGCGCGCGCCAGAGGUGACGGGCGAGGGGAGGGGGGGGCCGCUCCGCCCCACGUGACCCCGGAGGGGGCGCCCCGCCCCGCCCCCCUCCGCCCCAUCCCCGGCGCGCGGCGCCUCCCGUUCCCCGCGGUUUCGCUCGUCGCCAACCGUCGCGGCCCACCCACCGCAUUUCCCCCCCGGCGGCCUUAGGAAGGACCGGCCCCCCGCGAUCCCGGUGACUCGGCCCCCCGGUGCCCGCCGCCACCAUGCCCGCCCUGCUGGAACGCCCCAAGCUCUCCAACGCCAUGGCGCGGGCGCUGCACCGCCACAUCAUGAUGGAGCGCGAGCGCAAGAGGCAAGAGGAAGAGGAGGUGGACAAGAUGAUGGAGCAGAAGAUGAAGGAGGAGCAGGAGCGGAGGAAGAAGAAGGAGAUGGAGGAGCGGAUGUCACUGGAGGAGACCAAGGAGCAGAUCUUGAAGCUGCAGGAGAAGCUGUUGUCGCUGCAGGAGGAGAAGCACCAGUUGUUCCUGCAGCUCAAGAAGGUCUUGCACGAGGAGGAGAAACGACGCCGUAAAGAGCAGAGCGACCUGACCACACUGACGUCCGCGGCCUACCAGCAAGGCCUGGCCGUUCACACGGGGACGCACCUGCUGAGCAUGCAGGGGAGCCCCGGGGGACACAGCCGCCCCGGGACCCUCAUGUCGGCCGACCGGGCGAAGCAGAUGUUCGGACCGCAAGUGCUCACGCCCGGUGACUGUGCGGGUCAGGCGGCGGCGGCGGCGUUCGCGGCGGCGGCGGCACCGGAGCACGGGCAGUUCCAGGGGAGCCCCGGGGGAGCCUACGGGGCCGCCCAGCCUCCACACUACGGCCCCUCCCAGCCCAGCUACAGCCCCAGCCAGCAGCUCCGGGCCCCGGCGGCCUUCUCCACGGUCCCGUACCUGUCCCAGCCCCAGCAGCCCUUUGCCGUGCACGGGCACUUCCAACCUGCACAACCAGGCUUCCUGCAGCCAGGAGGGGCCCUGUCUCUCCAGAAGCAGCUGGAACACGCCAACCAGCAGUCCGGCUUCUCCGACUCGGCCCUGCACCCAGCCCCGGGCCUGCUCGCAUCCCCCCAGAUCCCCGUCCAGAUGCAGACGACCACCAAGUCGGGCUUCCCCGCCCCCAGCCAGCCCGGCCCCCGUCUGCCCUUCAUCCAGCACAGCUCAGCCCAGCGCUUCUACCACAAGUGAGCCCGCUCCCGUGCCUGCCGGUCAGCCCAGCCCCCGCCCCAAUAAAACCAGACUUUCCUCCCCUC